AUGGCUACUCCGAUUAAUGAAUUUCAUCUCACAUGCAUUAUAUAUUUGUUUUUCAGUGCUUUGCUUUUCGGGUCCGGUGGCAUGUGUGACUCAGUUCCGGGGAUUUACAUUCUAGGAGACUCAUUGGUUGACGUUGGAAACAACAAUCACCUCCCUCUUUCCUUUCUUAAAGCUAAUUUCCCUCACAACGGCUUGGAUUUUCCAACCGGAAAACCCACCGGCCGUUUCAGUAACGGAAAAAAUGCAGCUGACUUUCUCGCUGAAAAGGUGGGAUUACCAACGGCGCCACCGUAUCUAUCAUUAGAGUCGGACGGGAAAAAGUUGGCCAACACCAAUGUGACUGUUACCGGAGUUAGUUUUGCUUCUGGAGGUGCUGGGAUCCUGAAUGGAACCAAAUUUUUUUUUCAAUCGAUUACAUUGGCAAAGCAAGUAGGAUACUACUCCGAAGUUCAUGACCAAUUGGUUCAACUACUGGGCUCAGAUGGUGCCCGGACCCACUUAGCCAAGUGUCUAUUUUUCAUUGUGAUUGGAAGCAAUGAUAUCUUUGCCUAUUAUCACAAAAACUCCGAACUCCCAAGACAAUACACACCACAACAAUAUGUCGAUCUCAUGACCUCUACCCUUAAACAACUUAUGAAGAGGUUGUAUGAGUUGGGAGCACGUAAGUUUGUGGUAACUGGAGUUGGAGCGAUUGGGUGUUGUCCGGUUCAGAGGUUGAAAAACACAACCAACGGAUGCAUGGAGAAAGCAAAUAGUUGUUCGAUGGAAUACAACAAGGGUCUACAGAUUAUGCUAAAGGAGUUGAAGUUAGAAUCAUCGGAUAUCAACUAUACUUACUUUGACAUAUUCGGUGUCAUGAGUGACCUCAUCCAAGAUCCUCAAAAUUACGGUAUUAAGGAGACAAAAGAAGCAUGUUGUGGACUUGGCAACUUGAAAGCCAAAAUUCCUUGCAUCCCGGUUUCUACCUAUUGCACCAACAGAAGCGAUCAUCUUUUCUGGGACCUUGUCCAUCCCACAGAAAUGGUGUCUCAUGUGUUUGCUGAUCUUAUAUAUAGUGGAUCACGACGAUAUAUGCAUCCAAUUAAUGUUCAAAAGCUUGUUAAGAUGUAA
Lactuca saligna is the source of this 1110-nucleotide messenger RNA. NCBI's taxonomy places the organism in Eukaryota, Viridiplantae, Streptophyta, Magnoliopsida, Asterales, Asteraceae. The record is from the annotation of a GenBank genome assembly.